CUGGUUCCCCAAUCAAAAGGAAGAAAAUUGGCUUCAACACUUCCCUGCUCCCGCCGCCAGCGAAAGAGAAGCGAGAAGGAGAUCCUCCUCCCGUCGUCGCCGCCGCCCCUCCGCCGUACAACAACCCUAUCGUUUCCUUCAGGAGCAGCAGUGUGCUCUGUAUCCCAGGGUUUCUCUCUCGGAUGCGGAGGAGUCGAAGUUGCCUCCUCUUCCCGCCGCCGGUCUCUCUUCCUUCUCCGUCAGGUACUAACUUCACUUCCUCCUGUGCUCAAUUCAUGUGAAGGUGGGUUUAGGGAUAUGAUUAAUAACUUCACUUCCUGGAUAGAGAAAGGGGGACUGCGAAAGCUUUCAUGUUAAACAACGUUAGAAUUGGGUAGUAAUAUUGUUUUGCUUGAUGAAACCUUUCCUUGCUUAUUGGAUACAAAUGAUGUUAAACAAUUCUAAAACUGUCACUGGUGCCAUAAAGUAAUCAAGCAAAAUUUGUAUCUUUGUAUAUAUUUUACUUGAUUUGGUUUCUCUAGCAAUCAAUUGAACUGUAAGAUGCAUGCUUGUGGUAGUGGUGAACUUGUGGUUUGUGAAAUUUGUAAUCCAGGCAUUUUUCCAGUAAAAGAAGCAAGCGAAUGAAGAAGCUGUUAGCUCUAGGGUUUGAGGGUUCCGCUAACAAGAUUGGAGUCGGGGUCGUCGCUCUAGAUGGCACGAUCCUCUCAAACCCUCGCCACACCUACAUCACUCCUCCUGGACAUGGCUUCCUCCCUCGAGAAACCGCGCACCACCACCUCCAGCAUGUGAUUCCCCUUGUCCAAUCCGCCUUGGAGGCCGCCCAAGUGACGCCUGACGAGAUCGACUGUCUCUGCUAUACCAAGGGUCCUGGAAUGGGCGCCCCUCUGCAGGUCCCGGCUGUGGUUGUUCGGGUUCUAUCCCUGCUCUGGAAGAAACCAAUUGUCGCGGUUAACCACUGUGUUGCCCACAUCGAGAUGGGUCGAGUUGUGACCGGGGCGCACGACCCAGUUGUGCUCUAUGUUAGUGGUGGGAACACACAGGUGAUUGCAUACAGCGAAGGAAAGUAUCGGAUUUUUGGGGAGACGAUUGAUAUUGCUGUGGGGAACUGUUUGGAUCGAUUUGCUAGGGUUUUGCACCUCUCCAAUGAUCCUGCCCCUGGAUAUAACAUUGAGCAGCUCGCCAAGAAAGGAGAGAAAUUUAUAGACCUUCCCUAUGCUGUCAAAGGAAUGGAUGUUUCUUUUAGUGGGAUAUUAAGCUACAUUGAAUCUACCACCGAGGAGAAGCUUAAAAACAACGAAUGCACUCCAGCGGAUUUGUGCUACUCUUUGCAGGAGACGGUGUUUGCCAUGCUAGUGGAGAUCACGGAACGUGCAAUGGCUCAUUGCGACAAGAAAGACGUUCUUAUUGUUGGUGGUGUGGGUUGUAACGAGCGGUUGCAAGAGAUGAUGAGAACGAUGUGCAGUGAACGGGGAGGGACGCUGUAUGCAACUGAUGAUAGGUAUUGCAUUGAUAACGGUGCUAUGAUUGCUUAUACUGGUCUACUUGCCUUUGCGCAUGGGGGGACGACUCCAAUAGAGGAAUCGACAUUCACCCAGAGGUUCCGGACUGAUGAUGUUGAUGCAAUCUGGCGAGAGAAGGAGGCUAUAGAUGAGAAUGCCAGUGGAAGAUAGAACAUAUAUAUCCAUUUCUAGGCCUAGUCAGAAUCAGCGUUAGUGGUUGACAGUGGUUGUUGAUUUCAAAGUGUAGUAAGAUUUAUGAGGCUAUAUGUUGUAUGCCUGAACCUUUUUUUUUCCCUGGUCCUUGGAAGGACUUGUCAAUUGUCAUGGAUGUUGUUGUUAGGAGAAUCAUGUACAUCCAUUUCGUAAGAAGUUACACGAAUUGUGCUUCUCUUGCUUGUAGUUGUAAUCUGGUUGCCAAAGAUGGAUGUAAUGGGAAUUGGGAAGAAAGAUUACUGUGUGGA
Linum trigynum is the source of this 1960-nucleotide messenger RNA. NCBI's taxonomy places the organism in Eukaryota, Viridiplantae, Streptophyta, Magnoliopsida, Malpighiales, Linaceae. The record is from the annotation of a GenBank genome assembly.